Mytilus trossulus (common blue mussel) is the source of this 4616-nucleotide messenger RNA. Its product is annotated as VWFA and cache domain-containing protein 1-like. The transcript has 24 exons. Gene Ontology annotation, molecular function: voltage-gated calcium channel activity. The record is from RefSeq and is a predicted model, not a curated record. Gene Ontology annotation, cellular component: voltage-gated calcium channel complex. The coding region runs from base 143 to 3664 and encodes 1173 amino acids. Lineage: Eukaryota; Metazoa; Mollusca; Bivalvia; Mytilida; Mytilidae.
UCAUCAAAAUGGAAAAUCCAAAGCAUUGGGACAAAAACGUUCAUUUAUUGCGAUAUAACCAAAGCAUUAAAAAAACGUUCAUUUAUUGCGAUAAUACAACAAACAUAGCGAAGGAUAAAUUAGUCAACAACAUAAACACGUGAUGAAAAUAAAUUUAUACCUAACCAAACAAUUGACUACAUGUAUAUUAGUGUGCAUAAGUAGCGUAAGCUUUGCUGUCAAUAUUGAUGGAGGGAGCUUUUCACAGGUUCUUACAGACAUAGCCAAUAACGCUUUAGGAGUCAAUAAAAUACAGGAACAUUAUAACAGUCUACAUUACACGAACUCUUUAUUGGAUGGAGAAGGACUAGUAACAGAGAUCUCAGCGUCCUUAAGUACCAAGUUUGAUGGACCAAUUCAAGCUUUAAUGAGAAUUAAGCAAGCCGUUGAAGAAGACAUAGACACAUUUUCAAGCUAUACAUCAAUGCCUCAAUGUUGUCAUGCAACGGGACUUACUAACAGUAGUCAAUUUAGAACAAAGGUUAACAUGAACCAAGCUUGUGUUACAAUAUCAUCAUAUUCUCCGCCAGAACGGACAUUCCCGACAACUAAAAUACAAGAGGUAAUGAAGGAAAAUAAUAGGCUCAAUCCAAACCUUAAAUGGCAGUACUUUGGGAAGGAAGAUGGAAUAUAUUUAAACUAUCCAUCCUUAAAACUUAAUGAUUGUUCCAGUUACGAUCCAAGAUUCCGACCAUUUUAUGUUUCCACGGCGACCCCUGUUCAGAAGGAUGUUGUGGUUGUUAUUGAUAAAUCUGGAUCCAUGAGUAGCAGGCAUAAUUCUAAGACGUUACUGCAGAUAGCCAAAGAAGCUGCUAUAUCAGUCCUGGAAACGCUUAAUCCAAAUGAUAGGUUUGGGAUAGUAGCUUUCAGCUCCAGUGCUUACAUCCCAGGAUCUAGCACAAUUGGCAGAGAGUGUCAUGGAACAGAAUUGGCAAAAGCCACACCCCUUAAUAUUAAAUUCAUGAAGAGUCAAGUGAGUGUUAUCAGAAGUGGAGGAUCUACUAAUUAUGAAGCGGCAAUGAAAGCAGCCUUCAAGUUUUUUGUAAACACGUUAGACAUGUCUGGCGAUAGAGGAAAAGUUAUUCUGUUUUUAACUGAUGGCGACCAAACUACUGGUGGAGAACCCCUUGAUGUUAUCAAGGAAGAAAAUAAAAAAAUGAACAACCGCGUUGUGAUAUUAACAUAUGGUCUAGGUCAACAAUUAAGUACAAAUGCCAUACAGAAGUUGAAAGAUAUGGCCGCUCAGACAAGGACUGAUGUUAGUUAUGGCGAAAUAAAGAUAGGUGAAUUCAAGCACAUUUCCAAUCCUGACUUCCUUAGAUCUUCAAUGGCAUCAUAUUACAAUCGUUUCAGUAGCAGUGAAGAAAUUCAAAAUCCUAUAUUCUCUGUACCAUACCAGGAUUUGUUUGGGAUUGGUUUGAUAACAUCUAUAUGCCUGCCUGUCUAUAGACCUGGUGGAGAGUUGGUGGGCGUGGCUUGUUCUGAUGCGACUGUGAGUGACAUUAUGUCUGAUAUUUCAUACUUUAGACAAGGAGAGUUAUCAUAUGCUUUCAUUAUUGAUGGAAUAGGAAGAACUCUCAUUCAUCCUUUGCUACCAUUACCUGAUAGUGUGAAGGACGACCCAAUAUAUGUAAACAUUGAACAUUUAGAACGCUCCUCAUCAGCUACUAUGGUUAUAGAAUCUAUGAAAAUUGGAAAAACAGGAAAUGACACAUUUUAUUCGAAAAGAACAGUUCCACGGGGUAACAUGCUGUAUGAGGGAAUUGAAACUGAAAACGUACUGUCACAUUAUAAUUGGAAACCAGUCAGCCAGAGUAAUUUUUCCGUGUGUAUUGUUGUUGGUGAUAAUGAUAAACAGCCUAUACUAGAUCCUCAGACUGUUACACCAGACAGUUUUGUUUAUCAUCGAUUGGACUAUACCACAGCAGAAGGGUCGAACUGUCGACAUUUUACACGAUUUGGAACAAAAGAUAAAUCUGUUGUUAUGUUGACUCCCGGUGCAUUUCUAGAGCCAUUUAAUUACUUAGAUGUAGAGGAAACUAAAGCAAUGAUUACCAAGUAUGAAGAUUUUUUAACAGGGAAAAAUGUCCUGAAUAAUCCAGGGUUAAAGGAAUCCAUAUUAAAUUCAGUUUCCUCGACUUAUCCUGCUGAAAGUAUCUGGAAGUCUAGUAGAGAGUUAUCUGAGUUUGUUGUAUGGAGAUAUAUAGGUACAGCAGAUGGAGUUAUGAGGCUAUAUCCAGGUGUUGAACUACCUAAAAACUAUGACCACACAAGAAGGGCAUGGUAUAAAAGAACAUUAGCUCUAAAAGGAAAGGUUGUGUUGUCUGCUCCUUACCUGGAUCUGUGGGGAUCUGGAUACCUGAUUACACUAAGUAAAACUAUAACAGAAGGGAGUGGAAGUGGGCCAGCAUCUGGUCAGACUGUAGCAGUGAUUGGGACAGAUUUCACAAUCAACUAUUUUUAUCAGAUGAUGCAGAACACUUACUCAGAUUGUCAAAAUAUACAACAGUAUAGUUGUUUCAUAUUGGAUAGCAGUGGUUACAUUGUUAUACAUGAAGACUUUGCUAAUCCUGAGUCUACCCCACCCAAAAUAGAAAAUGUUCAUGUCAUUUAUAAGGAAAGUGCAAUAGCUGAGGACCUAAUAAACCAGAAUAUGAUGAAUAAAGCUUCAUGCAUUGAUUUUGAAACUAUCAAGGAGCAGUUUACAUACAGGGUUGCCACAAAUGGUAAUGAUAGAAUGAAUUCUUAUGCUAAAUACAAGAUAGAUCCAGUUCCUAACAGCAAUAUCUUUAUUGUCAUAAAACAGAGAGUCUACACAACUUCUACAAGGUGUUGCAGUAUUUACGGAAUAUCACCUGAUUCCCAUAAAUGCAGCUCCAGAUCAUGUGACUGUUUGUGUUACAAAGAUGCCGAUUUUGAUUAUUGCAAUAAUGCAUAUACUCUGUUAGGUGAUGCUGCACACACAUGUAGUCCUAGAGACCCAGAACUACAGACAAAAAAUCUGAAUGACGAAGAAAAGAUUAAAAAUCUUCAAUUUUGCUUUGAUCCUAAAUGCUCCACAAGAACACAAAAAUCAGAUUGUUUUGGUGUGGCAGGAUGUAGUUGGUGUGUUAGAGAUUCUAAUGACCAGGAUCUAGAGCAGCCAUAUUGUGCCUUACAGAGUGUCUGUUACUUUGGACAAGUUGGAUCUGAAGACCCAUAUGGAAAUAAUGUUGGAGAUAACAGUAACACGGAUGAAUCUGAAGGUAUUCCAGGUGGAGUGAUAGCUAGCAUUGUCCUCAGUGUACUAGUGUUUGUCUUCAUUGCCGGAUGUUUCUAUAGUCAUAUCAGAACCAAGUCCAGUAUAUCAUCAUCUACCACUAGAAGUCCAGCAACAGAAACAACACAACAGACAAAUGCUCACGACAAUCCAGCAUUUAGAUCACAAAAUCAAAGUUCAUUAGGGAGACCCUCAUUUCAGCAGCAAUCUUCAAUAAACAAUCGGGGAAAUCUCAUGUUUCACCCUCUAAAUCAAAAUGCUGAGUACACUUUUCCCACAGCUCCUGUAGAAAAUCCUCCACCAUAUUCUGCAGUGGUUUUUAACGGUAGUCAGACAAAGCAUGGUUAUCCAAAUAAAAUUUUGUAAAUGGAAAAAAAAAUCAUAUAUGUAAUAAAUCAUACAAUUUGUAUCACAACAUAAAUUAUGUAUCAACUAAAAUUUGGAUAUUUGAAUUGACAAAUAUUUGAAUUAUGUACAGUAAUUUACCUAUAUGGAGUCAUUUUCUUUCAGAACGAUAGGUCAUUCUUUCGAAGAAUCAACCCGGAUGAUACCAUGUUUCAAUGAAAUAUGUUUGAAGGCAUAAAGUAAUGACCAUACGGUCGGUCUUUUGUUUGAACAAUCCUGGCACCCCUCUGUGUGCUUUACAAUAAGACAAACCCUACACUACUCUUAUAAUUAUGUACAUGAGUGUACAUUGAUUCCAUUGUAUUCUUGCAGCUAUAGGAUGCUUCAAUUACCGUACAAAUGUCAGUUCAUUUAUACAUUUGCAUGAUGCCCGUUAUUUUCAUUUGAAUAAAUUCAUCAUAGAUACCAGCUGGAUUAAAUCUUGUAUUUACGUCAAUCACGUGUUUCGUCUACAAAGGACCCAUUUGUGACGCUCGAAUCCCGAAAGGUUCAAAAGGCUAAAUAAAGUACGAAGAGGAAGACUUUUGAGGACCAAAUAAAGUAGUUCAAAUUGUGAUAGUACUCUGAAUACAGUUUUAUACUGUGAAUGAUUUUUGUCUCGCCUUAACGUAGUCAAAAAGCGAGACAUAUGUUUUCUGUUUAAAGUGUCAUUGGGCAUAUGUGUUGUAGGCGGUGGUGGUGUCGUAAACAAUGUAUUAGUUUGUGAUUAGGCCGGUUUAUAGGUUAAUGGUAUUUGCUAUGCAGUUGUAUUAGCAUUAGCACAUCUCAUAUUUUGAGAGAUAAUUUGUCCCUGUCCCCUCAAUCAUGUUCAUUGGAUUUAAAUAUUUUGCAUGUUUAAAUGUUUAUGUGAAUUGCUAUUUUAAUUUCAACAUUUGCAUUUUACUUUUGAUCAAAAUAAAAAAGGCGAUAUAUA